Messenger RNA from Branchiostoma belcheri (Belcher's lancelet), 595 nucleotides. RefSeq lists its product as uncharacterized. The record is from RefSeq and is a predicted model, not a curated record. The transcript is spliced from 4 exons. The annotation marks the transcript as partial. Lineage: Eukaryota; Metazoa; Chordata; Leptocardii; Amphioxiformes; Branchiostomatidae.
AUGCUGUACGAAACAAACUUUUCGGCUAGUUGUGAGCUGACCGGGUGGACAGGCGAGCUGGAGCCACGUCUGACCUAUGACUUCACGUCGCAAGUCCACGCCCAGGUGACCCACCUCGCCAGCGUGACCCGGAUGUCCAGCUUCACCGUGCCGCUGGACCUCGUGGCCGGAGACCCUGCAGGCGCGUGCGCCGUGCUCGUCAACGUGCAGGGAUUUCUGGGAGGUGUCCUGAGGGCAAAUACCACCAUCAGUCCUCAGGUUAUUCCACCUGUUCAGACCCACGCUGGAAACUGCAGACACGUGUUUGAGCGCAUGUGUGAAAUCCAGGAGCUGCUGCUCGCGGAGGGAUACAAGGAUGCCCUGCUGGCUGUGGAACGACUCGUCACGUACUUCAACUUCCUUCAGAACCAUAUCGGCACUGAUUCCCGUGCAGCUUUGAACAGCUAUGGUCUGACUGCAGUCGUGAACCAGAUUCUUUCAUACACAGACAUCACUGAUAUCAACAGCACCUGCAUAGGAGGUGACAAACCAGAUACACCUUGGGGAGAAGCAAUCAACUUUCCUGGCAACUGGCUGAACAUCACAACAGUUGACG